UAUGCAGCUCAGAAUUGUGGUAAAGUGCUUAAUUGGAGUGCUUGUGAUUGUUCACAACGCCAUAGGAUUAUCCGAACAGCAAUGUUCGGCAGAUGUUGCGAAAAGGAAAGUUGUGGCGCUGAUUUUGGCUCGUGGAGGCUCUAAAGGGAUUCCAUUGAAAAAUCUGGCUAUUCUCCAAGGAGAAUCUUUGCUGUUAAGAGCUCUUAGGGUCGUUAAGAAUUCGAAAAUAUUUUCGGAAAUUUGGGUUUCCACAGAUAAUGAUUUGAUUGCCUUGGAAGCAAGGACUGUGAGUAAGAUUUUUGUACAUCACAGGCCCGAAUCCGAAGCUCUGGACACAACGUCGUCCAUUGAGAGUGUUCAAGAAUUUCUUCAUCACCAUCCAGAAAUUGAAAAUGUCGCUCUGAUUCAGUGUACGUCAAUAUUCCUCAGGGAAACUUAUUUGGAACUAGCUUAUGAACUCUUCCAGAAGUCAGACUGCGUCUUUACGGUUACAAAAAGUCACAAAUUGAGGUGGAAGUUCUCCAAUAGUCAACUUCUUCCUAUUAACUUUGAUCCCACCAAGCGCCCUCGUCGUCAAGAUUGGGACGGAGAACUCCUAGAGACCGGAAUGUUCUACUUCGCCACGAGAAAUCUUCUGGACAGGGGAGUGUUUCAGACUAACAGUUGUGGAUUUGUAGAAAUACCAUCGCAAGACGCUCUUGAAAUUGAUAAGAAAUCCGAUCUGCAAUUGGCGCAAUGUCUUCUGGAGUUGUAUUAAGAUAUUUCUCAUUUUUUAUAUAAUCGCUGUAAUCACUUAUGAAACUUCUCAAUUUCGCAAUACAUUAGUCGUCAUAUCAGUAUUUUUGUGCGCAAAACGCAUCAUAUCGCAUAUUGAGUAAAAAAAAAACGAGGCAAGAGAGACUGUGGAAUAAAUUUACAUAAUCUCUCCAAAUAGAAGCGAUUGUGGGAAUCGAGAGGAAAUUCAAUCCAAGUCCCGAUCAUCUGCAG
Phlebotomus argentipes is the source of this 987-nucleotide messenger RNA. It is a transcript of the gene Csas, whose product is annotated as N-acylneuraminate cytidylyltransferase. Bases 2 to 757 code for a protein of 251 amino acids. Gene Ontology annotation, molecular function: N-acylneuraminate cytidylyltransferase activity. The record is from RefSeq and is a predicted model, not a curated record. The transcript is spliced from 2 exons. NCBI's taxonomy places the organism in Eukaryota, Metazoa, Arthropoda, Insecta, Diptera, Psychodidae.